Molecule: messenger RNA, 697 nt
Organism: Nicotiana tabacum (common tobacco)
Lineage: Eukaryota; Viridiplantae; Streptophyta; Magnoliopsida; Solanales; Solanaceae
Product: biogenesis of lysosome-related organelles complex 1 subunit 2
Source: RefSeq, a predicted model, not a curated record
AUUUUGUGUUUAGGAGAUACGAACCCAGCAAAUGUCCCCUUUGUCCUCUGAUUUGCUGACUCCCUAUUUUGUUCAUCAUCAGCAGAAGGGGACUCUCCGUUCAUACUUAUCUUUCUCCGGUUCCGAAGAAGCAAGUGCAAUAUCUUUUGCUCACCCAUCAAGCUCUUAGACGGUGAAUUGCUUCAAAAGAUGGAGCAGGACCCCUUGGCCGAGUCACUCAAUGAUCUUUUCACCAAUGUUUCCAUGAUGAUAAGAGGCGAGCUCCAGGAAACCAACAAUGUACUUGGAAUAGUGGAGAAAAUGAAUACAAGAGUUGCUGAAGAAUAUAAAGGCUUUGGAGAUGUGGCUUCAGGAUUGAGGAUCUUUGUGGAGCAAUUGAAGUCUAAAAGUGGCAGCUUUGACGAGUACGUUCAACAAAUUGAUACAAUAGAGCAGCAAGUUACAGAGUUUGAAGCUGUAAUUUCGAUGCUUGAUAAGUACGUUUCCUUGCUGGAAUCCAAAGUGCAGUCUGUGUGCCAAAUUCCAUCAUCAUGAAUCAACUGUAAUUCUUCUUUUUGUUUCUACUGUUACAUCCUCAAAGCUGUUGCUGGAUUGAAUCGAACUUGAUUUUUGUAUGUCAUCAAGAAACUCCAUACAAAUAAAAAGAUGAAUUUAGCAACUGUUUAUCUCAAAUAGAAAGGAGGCCAUUUUUGUUUUG